Messenger RNA from Glycine soja, 987 nucleotides. RefSeq names its product membrane protein PM19L-like. Bases 120 to 665 code for a protein of 181 amino acids. The record is from RefSeq and is a predicted model, not a curated record. Lineage: Eukaryota; Viridiplantae; Streptophyta; Magnoliopsida; Fabales; Fabaceae. The transcript has 3 exons.
AAGCAACGAAGCACGACGUGAGAGAGAUUGUGAAGUAGAAAUCGGUGCAAGAAAUUCUCCACUUUAUCUAAAAAAAUUCGGUGAGUUUGUGAAGACAAAAAAUCACUAGCUACUCAAAAAUGGCCACAGUAGGAAGGAACGUUGCAGCUCCUUUGCUGUUUCUUAACUUGAUCAUGUAUUUUAUUGUUCUUGGCUUUGCUAGUUGGUGCCUCAACAGGUUCAUCAAUGGCCAAACUUACCACCCUAGUUUUGGUGGAAAUGGUGCAACCAUGUUUUUCUUAACCUUCUCCAUACUAGCAGCUGUUCUGGGCAUCGUGUCCAAACUUUUGGGUGGGAAUCACAUGAGGACAUGGAGGAGUGACAGUUUAGCAUCUGCAGGAGCCACAUCAAUGGUUGCUUGGGCAGUCACAGCUCUAGCAUUUGGGUUGGCUUGCAAGCAAAUACACUUAGGAGGGCAUAGAGGGUGGAGGCUGAGGGUAGUGGAGGCAUUCAUAAUAAUACUAACAUUCACACAGUUGUUGUACCUGAUACUGAUCCACGCGGGGCUAUAUAGCAGCAGAUAUGGUCCCGGGUACCAUGACACUGACUAUGGUCAUGGACAUGGUGUGGGAGGGACUACAGGAGAUCCAAUGCACAAGCCUGCUACUGCAGGAACUCGUGUCUAAGUGCCACUGCACUGCACCACCUUUGUUAAUUUCUUCUCUUCAAUCAUGUUCUACUUUACCUUUUGUUGGAACUUUCUUUUUUUCAUUGUCUUUGGUUUAGAUCACUUGGAUUGUGUAAUGUCUUUGUUGGCUUGUUGUUUUCUUACACAUGAUAGUCACUUUGUAGCAUGACAUUGUGUGGUGUAUAUGAAUGGCUGUAAUUGAUUUUGUAUCAGCCCUCUAUCAUGUGUAUCUAUGUUUGUGGUUCCACAUCUCAGACAUGAAUUUUUCAUGCUUACUGAGAAGUUAAUAAAUUUCUUAGACGUAACCUUUUACUUCUCAA